AUGACGACCAUCAUCAACCUGAACUACAGUUGGUCCGAUCUGGAGUACACCCCACCGGUGGGGACGGCUGCGCGACCGCUCUCCUCAUCUCCCUUCUCCUACCCGCGCCCCAACAAGCGGGACAAUCGUCGCAAGGGCGGCAAGGGCAUCUUCGUGCUGGCCGACGAGCUUUUCCUCUACACCUUCUCCUUUCUCGACCCCAUCGAACUCAUCACCACGAGCCUCGUCUGCCAGGAAUUCAAACGGCUCAUCAACGACGAUAGCUUGUGGCGAAGUCUGUACCACACGUAUUGGAAGCGGGACUAUGCCCACCGACGCUCUUGGCGCGAGGCCGUCAAGCAGGGAAUGUUGUCGGAGGAGAACUGGACGACGGGGAACAAUCAGAAGCUGGUGCUGAAGGGCGCCCACACGGGUCCCAUCACGUGCAUCCAGCUCAACGGGGACACGGUGGUGAGCGGCGGGGCCGACGCCGCGCUGCAGGUGUGGAACCGGCAGGACGGCUCCAAGCGCGUGCAGCUGCGCGGACACACGGCCGAGGUCCAGACCCUCGAGCUGCGCGGCAACCGCGCCGUCAGCGGCUCCGCCGACUCCACCAUUCGGAUAUGGAGCGUAUAUUCGAAGGACUGCCUCAAGGUCCUCUCCGGCCACCAGAAGGCCAUCGAGUGCACCAAUGUAGACGAUGCAUACAUUGUGAGCGGCUCGGCCGACUCCACGGUGAGGCUCUGGGAUAUGAACACGGGCCAGCUCAUGCGAACGUGGCGGGAACACACCGAGGCCAUCACGCGAGUCGCCAUCCGCGACGGCGGCCGCACCCUUGUCUCCGCCGCCGUCGAUGGGGACGUGAAGCUGUGGGACAGCCUGUCGGGGAACAGCAUCCAGACGCUCAAGCACCCGUCGGCGGUGCGGGACUACAACGUGGUGUCGGCGGCCAAGGACGUCAUCUACAUCUGGGACAUGCGCAUGGGCCGAUGGCACAAGCUCAAGAGCCAUACCCGGCCCGUCCUCUGCAUGCACUACUACGAAGACAACCGGCUGGUGAGCGGGUCGCUGGACACGACGAUUCGUGUGUGGGACCUCAGUCGCGGUAGCGAAGAGGAGAUCGGCACCUUCAAAGGGCACACCCAAGGAGUCAAGUGCAUACAGUGCGAUGGUCGGCGGGUGGUGAGCGGGUCCAACGACCACACGAUUCGGGUGUUCGAUCUCGAGGAGGGGCGCUGCCUGUACGCCUUCCUCUUCUCCGAUUGGGUCAACUGCCUGGCCUUUGACGAGUCCACCCUCGCCGGCGGCUCCUCCGACUCAACCCUCUCCCUCUUCUCCUACUACCUCCACCCGCGGUCUUGA
Molecule: messenger RNA, 1341 nt
Organism: Acanthamoeba castellanii str. Neff
Lineage: Eukaryota; Discosea; Longamoebia; Acanthamoebidae
Product: F-box domain containing protein
Exons: 10
Coding region: 1-1341 (446 amino acids)
Molecular function (GO): protein binding
Source: RefSeq, a predicted model, not a curated record